AGUAUCAGUCCAAGCGAAUCUCGAUACGCUCGUGCCGUGUUAAAUAAUCGAUUCGCGACUUUCAAUUAUAAUUAUAAUAAAUCCCCUCUCAAUGUUUUUUAUGGAAUAUUUCACCAUAUCUACAUGUAAAAAUAUUGUGAGUUUAUUCUGUAAAAUUCUGUCGGCGAAUAAUAAUGUUUUCCAACUUUUUAAAAUAUAAUAAACCAAUAAACAUGUUUAUUGAAGCAUAUAGGGCAUGGUUUAUGAAAAGAAAAUUGUUGUAUACAAUAAGAGAAUAUAGUAAGCUAAGUUACUUGCAUAAUAAUGGAAAAGAACCAUUACGAGCACUUACUUUGGGACAAUUACUAGAAAAUACAUGCAAAGAUUUCGGUGAUACAAUUUCAAUAAUAUCUUGCCAUCAAGAUAAAAGAAUGACAUACAACGAGCUGUUGAUUGAAGCGGAUAGGUUAGCGGCCGGAUUGGGUAGAUUAGGAUUCAGAAAAGGAGAUAAAAUCGGUCUUUGGGCCCCAAAUUCAGUAGAAUGGUACGUUACGUUUAUGGCUUGUGCAAGAGCUGGAUUCAUUUUGGUGCCAUUGAAUCCAUAUUAUGAGAAAAUGGAAAUGGAGUAUUCUAUGAAGAAAGUCGAAAUGGAUGCACUAAUUGCUCCGAAUAUUUUUAGAAAACGAAACCUUUACGACAUAAUUCGAUCUAUAUGUCCUGACUUAUCAAAUGAAAGUAAAAAAAGAAUCAAUAAUCCGAAUCUUCCUAGUUUAAAAUAUGUGAUAAUGUUGGGAGAUAAUAAUUUAGAGGGAACUUAUUCUUAUAAUGAUAUCCUGAACAUGGCUGAUGAUAACAGCAUUAGUGCUGUUAAAAAAUCUCAAGCAUCAAUUGAUACUGACGAUCCUUGUUAUAUUAUGUUCACAUCAGGUACUACUGGAUUCCCAAAAGCUCCAGUACUUUCCCAUUUCAGUGCGGUCAAUAACGCUUAUUUUACAGGAAAAAGAAAUCAUUUUGGUGAAAAGCAACAUACACUUUGUAUUUCAAAUCCUCUAUUCCACGCAUAUGGUUCAGUUCUAGGUCUAGUUUCUUGUAUAAAUUAUGGUACAACUGCUGUGCUACCUUCUGAAAAGUUUGACGCAGAUAAACAGUUAGAAGCAAUGAAGAAACACGAAUGUACCGUAGUAUAUGGAACCCCAUCAAUGUACGUAGACUUAACAAAUUUACAAGAAAUUAGAAAUGAAACAUUCAAAUUGGAAAUUGCAGUAACUGGCGGAGCGCCGUGCUCUCCUCAUUUAUUUAAAAAAAUUAAAUCUACACUCGGAGUUAAAAAACUGAAAUCAAUUUUCGGUUUAACAGAAACCACCGGUUCAACUUUUCAAUCAUUGAGUAACGAUGAUGAUGACCGAAUUACAAAUACUGUUGGAUAUUUACUAGAUCAUUUGGAGGUAAAAGUAGUUGAUGCAGAAGGAUAUAUCGUAACCAGGGGCGUUCCGGGGGAAUUAUGUAUUAGAGGUUAUUCGAUAUUAAGUAGUUAUUAUAAAGAUGAAGAAAAAACACGUAGUCAAAUUGACUCUGCCGGAUGGUUUCAUACUGGAGAUAUCUUCAUAAUAGAUGAACAAGGUUAUGGAAAGAUAGUAGGAAGAUUGAAAGAUAUGAUUAUAAGGGGAGGGGAGAAUAUAUAUCCAAAAGAAAUUGAAGAUUAUUUGAAUACUCAUCCUGAUAUAAUCGAUUCACAGGUGAUUGGAUUGCCGCACGAAAGGUUUGGAGAGGAAAUUUGUGCCUGUUUAAGAACUAAGGACAACAAACAAUUAACACGAGAAGAUCUUCAAAGGUUCUGUGAGGGAACUGUAGCUCCUUUUAAAAUUCCAUCAAUUGUGAAGAUUUUGAACGAUUUUCCAAAAACAGGAACCGGUAAAGUGAAUAAAAUGGAAUUAAAGAAAUUGUACGCAAAUUAAUAAAUAUACAAGUUUUUAUUCUA
Molecule: messenger RNA, 1957 nt
Organism: Diorhabda carinulata
Lineage: Eukaryota; Metazoa; Arthropoda; Insecta; Coleoptera; Chrysomelidae
Product: medium-chain acyl-CoA ligase ACSF2, mitochondrial-like
Exons: 9
Coding region: 174-1934 (586 amino acids)
Biological process (GO): fatty acid metabolic process
Molecular function (GO): medium-chain fatty acid-CoA ligase activity
Source: RefSeq, a predicted model, not a curated record